AAAGUCAGUCCGAAAAAUAAAAAUAAAAGCCAAUUAUUUAAAAAUCAAAAUGCCUGCUCAUUUUGAAGAUGACAUUGUUAUUACGGGUAUUUCAGGUCGUCUGCCUGAAUCCUCAAACAUUGAGGAGUUUAAAGAGAAUUUAAUGAAAGGAACAGAUAUGGUAACCGAGAAUGAUCGCCGUUGGUCAGCGGGCAUCUACGGGGAGCCGCCUAGAUUCGGCAAAAUAAAAAAUCUUAGUAGUUUUGAUGCCUCUUUCUUCAGAGUGUAUCCUAAGCAGACACGCGUCAUGGAUCCGCAGCUUCGUCUUAUGCUAGAAGUGACAUACGAGGCAAUAAUUGACGCUGGCAUCAAUCCAUCAAACUUAAGAAAAUCACGUACUGGCGUGUUUGUCGGUGUAUCUUUUUCGGAUGCAAAUCAUAUAUGGAAAACAGAAUCAAACGAAUACAGAGUGCUCGGAUGUUUCAAAUCAAUGUUCGCCAACAGAAUCUCUUAUUCAUUUGAUUUUAUUGGACCCAGUUACACAGUGGAUACGGCCUGCUCCUCGUCCUUGACUGCUAUGCAUCAAGCAGUCGUCGCGAUACGCACCGGUGAAUGCGACUCUGCUAUCGUCGGCGGAUUAAAUAUAAUACUCGAUCCAGCGAAUACCAUUCAUUUUCAUCAAUUAAAUAUGCUGUCCAAGGAUGGCAAGUGUAAGACAUUUGACACCACGGCUAACGGUUAUGUGAGAUCUGAAGCAGUGAUCGCGAUAUAUCUGCAGAAAACGAUGGAUGCACGCAGAAUAUACGCCAAGGUGAUAAACACGGCAACAAAUACGGAUGGCUACAAACCAGAAGGUAUUACCUAUCCGAACAAUGACAUUCAGUACUUGAUGUUGCGCGAGUUAUAUAACAAAGCGGGAAUCGAUCCAAGAAAUGUGGUUUAUGUAGAGGCGCAUGGUACCGGUACCCAAGUUGGUGAUUCUCAAGAAGUAGAUGCCAUCGAUAGACUAUUCUGCAAAGACAGAAAGACACCGCUGUUGAUUGGCUCCGUCAAGUCAAAUAUGGGACAUGCGGAACCCGCUAGCGGACUGUGCUCGAUCGCUAAGGUGUUGAUCGCGAUGGAAACCGGUGUAAUCCCCGCAAAUUUGCACUUUGCUGUUCCAAAUCCAAGCAUCCCAGCACUAACCGAGGGACGUAUUCGUGUCAUCGACAAAGCUACGCCAUGGAACGGCGGUCUCGUUGGCAUCAAUUCGUUCGGUUUCGGCGGUACAAAUUCGCACGUCAUUUUAGAUAGCAAUCCGAAAGCAAACAUAUCAUCCAUGACAAGUACUAUCGAACCACUGCCGAAACUAGUCGUCGUAUCGGGCCGCACAAAAGAAGCUGUGCAUGUGUUACUAGACAAGGCAAAUGAGCAUCGACAAGAUAAUGAGUUCUUGUCUCUAUUACGCGCCGUACACAGUGAUAACAUAUCGGGACACAACACUCGCGGCUACGAGAUACUUGCUCACGAUGGUAUGCGCGAAAUAGCCCAGGAAAAUUAUGAUGAGAAACGCCCCAUUUGGUUUGUAUUUUCCGGCAUGGGCACUCAAUGGCCGGGCAUGGGCCGUGAACUGCUUGGUAUUGAAACAUGCCAUCGAAGUCUGCGUCGAUGCGCGGACGUAUUGAAAAAUCACGACAUCGAUCUAAUGAAUAUUAUAAUGAAUGGCACCAACGAGACAUACGAGAUCGUAACAGAUGCUUUCGUAUCGAUUGUGGCAAUCCAGAUCGCUCUCAUCGAUAUGCUGACAUCCAUAGGUAUAAAACCGGAUGGUAUAGUUGGACAUUCCAUCGGCGAACUGAGUUGUUCCUAUGCUGACGGUGCGUUUACGCUAGAACAAACUAUUUUGGCAGCCUAUUACAGAGGCAAAUCGAUCGUAGAUUCUGACUUGGAACCAGGCGAUAUGGCAGCAGUCGGUUUGAAUUGGGAAGAAGCCAAAAAAAUAUGUCCGUCCGAUAUUAGUUUAGCUUGUCACAAUUCCGCGGAUUUGGUCACCAUUUCCGGCCCGUCCGAAUCUGUACAGAAAUUUGUAGAAGUGCUGAAGAGUAAAAAUAUCUUUGCCAAAACGGUCAAAUGUUCCGGCAUCGCCUUUCAUAGCAAAUACCUUGCCCCGGCUGAGUCCAAGCUGCGCGCCUUGCUCGACAUAAUUAUACCAAAAUCAAAACAAAGAUCUGGCAAAUGGAUCUCCAGUUCAAUACCUAAAACCGCAUGGGAUAGCUCACUUGCACAAUUCAGCUCAUCAGAGUAUUUUGUGAACAAUAUGUUGUCACCCGUGCUCUUCAAAGAAGCAAUCGCGCACAUUCCGGAUAAUGCGAUAACUAUCGAGAUCGCGCCGCAUUGUCUGUUGCAGGCGAUUUUACGCAGAUCGCUACCAUCGACGGUGAUCAAUAUCAGCCUUCAAAAGCAGAAUCAUUCAAACAAUCUGAUCUUUCUAUUGUCUAAUGUGGGAAAGAUGUACAUGGCCGGCGCGCAACCCGAUAUCCUGAAAUUGUAUCUGUCGGAUACAGUUAGUUUUCCCGUUGGUCGCGGAACACCAAUGAUCGGACCUCUAAUCAAGUGGGAUCACUCUAGUACAUGGGAAAUACCGGUUUACAAGCACGAGUCAGAGGGAUCGUCGGGAGAGCAUAUUGUGGAAAUAAAUCUAUCGAGAGAAACGGAUGCAUAUUUAGCGGGACACAAAAUCGACGGUCGAGUUGUUCUUCCAGGCCCCCAUCUCGCGCUCAUGGUUUGGAAAACCUUCGCGAAAUUACGCAACAUUUAUUUCGAGAGACUUCCGGUAAUCUUUGAAGACAUGUGGUUCCAGCGAAUCACCUUCUUGCCGGAAAAGAAAACCGUCAAAUUAUCGAUAAAAAUCAUCGAAGAAACAGGAUAUUUUGUGGUCCGUGAACUCAAUACAGUAAUUUUUAGCGGUAACAUACGCACUGUAGAGCCCAGUGAAAAAGAUGAGCUGAACUUGCCUUUGCUACCGAUACCGCCUACCGACAAAGAGUUUUUAUUACCGUUGAGCACCGAGGACGUUUAUAAAGAACUGAAGCUGCGCGGAUACGAAUUCAGCGGUUUUUUUAAAGGGAUAAAAUCCAUCGACAGUUAUUGCACUGUAGGCGAGUUAUUUUGGUUCAACGAAUGGAGCUCAUAUAUAGAUAAUAUGUUUCUGCUUAAUCUUAUAGCCAACGACCGGAAAUUAGUGUAUGGAUCAAAGAUUCGAUAUGUCGCGAUUGACCCCGUUCUUCACAAACAAUUGGUCGACAAGUUACCAAAAGAUGGCGGAUUGCCAGUAUAUCAUAACAAGAACGCUGAUAUUAUUAAAUCCGGCGGUAUUCUAAUCAAAGAUAUAAAGACUACCGCAUCUCAACGACAGCAGAUUCAAACUAAACCCAAGUACGAACGUUACGCGUUCGUGCCUUACGAAAAUUCGUACAGCCUAGAUCUGGAAAAUCAUACGAGAGGGAAAGUUCACGCACUCACUGUACUCUUAGAAGUUAUGUGCGAGAACUUAACGACGUUUAAAAUUAAUGCCGUUGAAAUUGCGAACAAUCAAGCCCCGAAUAGCCGUUUGAGACCAUUUAUAUUAGAUAUUAUGCAUGAAAAGCCUUUAUUUACCAUUAAUCUACAGGAAGACGUCAGUUCCAUCAAUGAUUACACGACUCGUUUUAAUCAAAUGAACGUGAAGGUUAAAGUUACGAUGCCGGAAGCGAACGAUGCAAUCCCUGCUCAUAAUAUGCAUCUUUUCAUAGCGGCGAAUGUACUGUCUGGACGAUCUUGCACUAUUCUAAGAAAUCUGGCUGCUAACUUAAGAUCCAAUUGCUUUAUUCUUUUGGAAGAAACUACUAUACCACUCAAUUUAAAGAUUAUACUGAAGGAAGCGAAUCUGACGUUAGCUGGAAAACAAAUCGACUCCUCGGGAAAAAUUUAUCUCUUGUUAAAGAAGCGAAGGAAAGGAAGAGAACUUAUCGUUGUAUAUAUCACAGAAAAAAAUUUCUCAUGGUUGGAGAAUGCAAAAACAGCGCUAAGAAACUUAGACAGCAAGAAUCAAGAAGUGCUCUUUGUAUCUCAAGGCGAAGAGUCACUUGGUCUAAUUGGAUUUAUAAACUCCAUCCGGCACGAGACUACAAACGUGCGUUACGUCUUCAUUCAAGAUAAUAACGCUCCCAAAUUCGAUUUAUCCGCAGAGUUUUAUGUGGAGCAAUUGGAUAAAGAACUAUCGGCUAAUGUGUUAAAAGGGGGUCAAUGGGGCAGCUAUCGGUAUUUGCAAUUAGAUUGCCACAAUGACGUGCAAGUGGAGCACGCUUAUGUAAAUACACUAAAGACGGGAGAUUUAAGUAGCUUGAAGUGGAUUCAAAGCCCAUUAACAUACUGUCAGACAAAAUAUAUAAAUACACUCUGCAGUGUGUACUACGCGUCCUUAAAUUUCAAGGAUGUUAUGCUAGCGACUGGUAAACUAUCAACAAACACCGUCUCAUUAUCAAGGAUGGAGAAGAAUUUAUUAGGACUUGAAUUCUCCGGAAGAGACGCGAACGGUAAUAGAGUAAUGGGUAUAGUUAAGACAAUGGGAUUGGCGACCACCGUGCUACCGGAUACCGAUCUUCUCUGGAAAGUACCCGACAAAUGGACAUUGGAACAGGCGGCAACAAUACCGGUCGUUUACGCGACCAGUUACUAUGCUUUAUUUGUACGAGGUCAAUUGAAAGCGGGAGAGAGCGUGUUGAUUCACUCCGGUGCGGGCGGUGUCGGUCAAGCGGCAAUCGCCAUCGCGCUGCAUGCCGGCUGCACAGUCUUUACUACUGUUAGCACGCUGGAAAAGCGGCUGUACCUCAAGAAAACAUUUCCGCAAUUGACCGAUAAGCACAUCGGUAAUUCCCGAGAUUCGAGUUUCAAACAAUUGAUUCUUAACGAGACCCAAGGACGUGGAGUCGAUGUGGUGCUAAAUUCGCUUGCAGAAGAGAAACUGCAUGCCAGCAUACAAUGCCUCGCGAUCAACGGUCGAUUCCUCGAGAUCGGGAAAUAUAACAUAUUAAAUGGCAACCGCAUAGAUAUGUCGAUAUUUUUAAAGAGCAUCGCUUUCCACGGUAUACAGCUAGAAACGCUGUUUGAGGAUUGCGCGGACAAGCGAGAAACGAUUAGAUUUGUUACGGAAGGAAUCGAGAACGGUGUGGUGCGUCCGUUACCGACAAAGGUAUUUCGGGAGGAAUAUCUCGAACAGGGAUUCAAAUUUAUGGCGACGGGAAAGCACAUCGGCAAGAUAUUACUGAAAAUUCGGGACGAGGAGCAGCAGAAGAAUGUGCUGCCGAUACUAAAGACGAUGUCGGCCAUACCGCGUACCUAUAUGAAUUCGGAGAAAUCAUACGUGCUGAUCGGCGGUCUCGGUGGAUUUGGCCUAGAACUGGUUAAUUGGAUGAUCGCCCGCGGCGCAAGAUUCAUCAUUCUCGUGUCCCGUACCGGCAUACGCACCGGUUACCAGGCAUUCCGCGUGCGACAUUGGCGUGAGAGCGGAAUCAAAAUCAUUAUCUCUACAGCAGAUAUCACGACGUUAUCAGGUGCCGAACGUUUGAUUGACGAGAGCAAUCGGCUGGCUCCGGUAGGCGGUAUAUUUAAUUUGGCCGCUGUGUUACGCGACGGUUUCUUUGAGAGCCUGCAAGUAGCCGACUUCGAAAUGGUAACCUUGCCAAAAAUCAACGGUACAAGAAAUCUGGAUACGACGUCGAGAAAAUCCUGUCCGUCAUUGGAUCACUUUGUUGUGUUUUCGUCUAUAUCGUCUGGCAUUGGUAAUCCGGGUCAAUCUAAUUACUGUCUUGCGAAUUCAGCUAUGGAAAGAAUGAUGGAGCAGAGACGUGCCGCUGGUUUGCCCGGUCUUGCUAUUCAAUGGGGUCCUAUCAAAGAUGUCGGCUUAUAUGAAGAUACAAAGAAUAGAAACAUCUAUACAGGCGCUGUUUUAAUGCAACAUUUAUCCAGCUGUUUUGCAACCAUGGACAUUUUUCUUCAACAACCGUACGCGGUACUAUUAUCCACGGUGAUAGCCGAGAAAUCCGUGAAUAACAGCGACAAAGUUGACUUCGACCAAAUCAUUCGCAAUAUCCUUGGUAUUGAAAAUGUCUAUUCGAUAACUCCCGAUGACAACUUCGAAAAGUUAGGUAUCGAUUCACUGGCUUAUAUGGAGAUAAAACAGAUUCUUGAAAGGGACUAUAAUAUUAUGUUAUCGUUCCGAGAGAUGCGUGCCUUGACUGUAAAUGAAAUGCGAGGUUUAUUAGCAAGCGCUGUAUCUCGCGAUUUCUUAACAAGUUAGAAGAGAAUGCAAAGAGGAUCGCAAGUCUCUAUACAUACUUUUUAACUUAAAUAUUUUUCUUUUAAAACUUUUCUUUCCAAUGGCUUUCCAAUGUGUGUGUAAAUAUAAUGGUAAUUACAUGAUUUUUAAAAAUGAUGAUAGUAUGAUAAUGAUAUGGUAAUGAUAUGAUUUAAAAAAAACUAUUUGAUAGUCAUAUGAUUAAUCAAAUGAUGCUAGUUAAUAAGCUUCGUGCCCUUGGUAUAGGUGGAACUUUCUUGGACUGGCUCUCUCUAUCAAUCUUUAUAACAAAUAAAAAUUCAAAAAUUGUAAAAUUGUAAAAUUCUUUUUCUAGGAAUAUCGCGGUUUUUUCGAGGAUCCUUCAAGGAUCUCAUUUGGGUCCUUUAUUCUUUAAUAUAUUUAUUAACGACUAAAAGCAAGCCGACGACUUAAAGAUUUUCCGUCGAGUCACUAAUCUAUUAAUGCCUCUUACCUACAGCUACCUAGAUCUUUUCUCUUUCCAGAGAAAUAUAAAUCUUAUUAUGAAUGCUGCAUUCAAGAGACUUUUGGUUUUGUAAACCGGUCGUGUCAAUUUUUUCAAAAAUGUUAAUACUUUCAAAUUAUUAAACUGUGAAUAGGCUCUCAAGAUCAAUACUAAUUAACAUACAAAUAGCAAUUUAGAGCCAACGCUGGUUUCAAGGCGCAUACUUUAUUUUAGUUAUAAAUUAGACAUUUGUCAUAUUUUAAACGAAACGAACGUUUUGGUCCCUCCUUUGGACCCUCUUCAGCGUAAUACAAAUACUAAAUUAUCAACAUCGCAUAAAUGUGAAUUAUAUAAAUAUAAAAUAUAAAUAUAAAUGUAAAUAUAAAUUGUAAAAAAAAACCAUUAUAUGAAUCAAAUGCGUUGUCGAUAAUCAUGUCGUUUAAAAUUAUUGUAUUGCAUCCUUGUGAGACCGCGUUUAGAAUGCUUCAAUCAUCUGAACUCUUUAUUACGCAAAUAAGUGUACUUUGCUUGAGAGAAUUUAACAUCGUUUUUUUCGCCAUGUUAGUUUUAACUUAAAUCAAUGAACUUUUUCGAUCAUAAUUAUAAUUGUUUGUUAAAAGAAAUAAAUCUGUUAACGUUAAAGAAUCGCCCAGUUUUGUUGCACUUGGUAUUCGUGUGUAAGCUGGUUAAUGGAUACAUUGAUUCUCCUGAUUUGCUAAAGUCAGGUCAUCAAUUUACGAAUUGCGGAUAAAUCGCUUAGACAUAAUGAAUUAUUUUUUAUUGAAUCUAAUCGUAUCUUUUAUAGAAAAUAUAAACUACUCAACCGUAUGUACUCGUUG
Formica exsecta is the source of this 7594-nucleotide messenger RNA. Its product is annotated as fatty acid synthase-like. The coding region runs from base 50 to 6295 and encodes 2081 amino acids. The transcript is spliced from 7 exons. The record is from RefSeq and is a predicted model, not a curated record. Gene Ontology annotation, molecular function: 3-oxoacyl-[acyl-carrier-protein] synthase activity; oxidoreductase activity; fatty acid synthase activity. Gene Ontology annotation, biological process: fatty acid biosynthetic process. Lineage: Eukaryota; Metazoa; Arthropoda; Insecta; Hymenoptera; Formicidae.